Messenger RNA from Paraphaeosphaeria sporulosa, 1845 nucleotides. Its product is annotated as HET-domain-containing protein. The transcript has a single exon. Lineage: Eukaryota; Fungi; Ascomycota; Dothideomycetes; Pleosporales; Didymosphaeriaceae. Bases 117 to 1769 code for a protein of 550 amino acids. The record is from RefSeq and is a predicted model, not a curated record.
AAUCAACCAUCUCCCGCAACAUCUUCCAUUUUAAGCCAUUGUCUCUAUUCUCUAUUUCUGUCGGCGUCAAUUUCAGGAGCAGCUGUGCUACAAUCCUCCCUUGGUGUGCUAAUAGCAUGCAUCUUCUGAAAAUUAACGAUGAUGGCAACUUCAGCCUGACCACGUUUGUCGGCAGCAACGUUCCGUCUUACGCCAUCCUUUCGCACACAUGGAAAGCAGACGACCAGGAACUUACUUUCCAAGAUCUAAUAAGCGGGACCGGAAGAAACAAAGAUGGUUAUAGAAAAAUCCAGUUUUGUGGAGACCAAGCAAAGAAAGACCGCCUACAAUACUUCUGGGUAGAUACUUGUUGCAUCGACAAGUCGAGUAGCUCAGAGCUCAGCGAGUCUAUCAAUUCCAUGUUUCAGUGGUACCAGAAUGCCGAGGUCUGCUACGUUUAUCUUGCGGACCUUCCUCCAGAUUCGGACCUGUCGAGACUUCAGCUUUGCCGCUGGUUUACCCGAGGUUGGACUCUGCAGGAAUUAGUUGCACCGAAAGUGGUCAAAUUCUACGACUACGAGUGGAAUGCAAUUGGUACGAAGGUUGAACUCGUCGAUAUCAUUUCAAGUUCUACCAGCAUCCCAUCUCAUCUUCUUCUUGGGCAUUCCGCGUUAUCAGAUUCGUCUAUCGCCACAAGAAUGUCCUGGGCUGCUCAACGGCAAACAACCCGUCUCGAGGAUUUGGCAUACUGCCUCUUGGGAAUCUUCGAGGUGAACAUGCCCUUGAUCUAUGGUGAGGGCAUGCGAGCGUUCCGGCGUCUGCAGGAGGAAAUCAUCAAGCGCAAUAACGACUUGACAAUAUUUGCGUGGGAACUUCCACAGGAGUCGAGAGCACAAUUUGUCGGGCUUUUCGCUCCGUCACCUUCUGCGUUCGCUGCAAGCUCCGGUAUUAUUCCAUUUUCAGACGACUCUAUGAACUUCUCCGUUACAAACAGAGGCCUCUUCUUCACCGGCGGCACCUUUAUUCGAGUUGCUACUGUCCCCACAAGGGGCGACCGCGUUGAGACGUUGUACUUUAUCUACUCGGGUCUUAAGCUCCACAUGUCAGUUCCAACAGAAUCCGGCACCUUCCGUAGAGAUGUAGGCAUUUAUCUCCGCAAGAUUGGUCCAAAACUGUUUUGCCGAGAAGGACUUCUCCCAUUGGCCGGCCUCAAAACGAAGAUUGAACAGAUUGAGAUGUACGAAGUCGCCGAGAAGUACAUUCUGCUUGAUCCAACCCCUGCCAUUACCAAUAGCUCUUUGUCAUUUCGGAAUCUUGCCGUUCACCUUCCACUUCAUGAUGCAUUCCAGCUUCGGGAAGCAAUUCCGGAAACCUUAUGGGACCACACCGACAGAGUGUUCUUGCGGCCGAAGCGCUAUCAUUGGAUCAAGCAUCCCAUAGUACUCGCUAUGAGUUUCAGUGUGCGUCUUAUCAAUGCGACCGUCCCGCUGGUGCUCCUCUGUGACUACAGAGAAGCAGUUCCGAUUCUGAAAGUAUUCAACCCGAACACCUAUCUUCAGGAGUCCAAAAUUAUCUUCCAACAAAAAUAUAGAGAAGAAGGAAUAACUUGGGAGGACCUGGAGAUCCAGACUCCGGGCAUUCAUGCGCUCCAUGACUCUACAACCAUGAGAAUUGGGACUUGUCUUUUCGUCGUCUCUGCCUUACUAGAAAAGAGAACUAUUCAACACCUGUCUCAUAAUGUGAAUGUUUGGAGUUUGUUUCUGACGAUAAUCAAAGUAGAAGCACGGUAGUUCGCAGUGACGAGGAGAAGUAUACUGAUUAAUGCUAGCGCGAUUGUGGCAAAUGUCAUAAAUUCAUGGACUCCCU